CAAUAACCGUUUUUCAAUAAGAGUCAUGAACACACGUGGGUUCUUAUCUCCGGUUUUUCAGGUUAUAUUUAUCUGCGGACAUCGAUGACAGCGACGAGUAGUGGUUAUGCUAGAAACUAAAUGUGCUUCAAAAAGCGGCCAUACUCCCACCACUGAAAUUACAGGUAGUUUCCAGCCUGUAUGUAAGACCGUGUGACAGACGAUGAUAUCAAAACUGAUAUCAACAUCACUCGUCAUACGAUUUCUCCGCGAUCGGUUGUUUUUCUCUCCUUUUUUAUAUUGUCUGCUAAUAUAAUUAUACAAAUAAUAUGAUGAGUUACAAAGUCCUUCGCACAAAUAUUAUUAGAGAGAGUCAAAUAUUCACCAAGUGCUUGGGAAUCGCGAUGGCUAAACGCUGUUACAUGAAAACGGCGAACACGAGUACAUCGGAGCAGAAUGACGAGAGAACGACACAUUUUGGUUUCCAAACGAUCCGGGAGAGCGAAAAGGCGAAGGAAGUGCACACUGUAUUUGAAAACGUCGCUAACUCCUAUGAUCUAAUGAACGACGCAAUGAGCAUGGGUAUCCAUCGCAUUUGGAAGGACAUUUUCAUGCAGGAAUUAGGACCGACUCACGGUACUCAUCUCUUGGAUUCCGCCGGUGGCACGGGUGACAUUACGUUUCGGUACAUGAACUUUCUAAGGAACACACCGAAUCCACAUAAUACACGCAGCCACGUAACCGUAUGCGAUAUAAAUCAACAUAUGCUAGACGUUGGCAAGGAGCGGGCAAACAAGUUGGGUCUGUCACAGGACGGUAAUUGCAGCAUUACCUGGAAACGGGAGGAUGCGGAGAAUCUCUCCUUCCCAGAGGACUCGUUCACCGCUUAUACCAUAGCGUUCGGAGUAAGGAACGUGACACGCAUUGACAAGGUAUUAUCUGAGGCGUACAGAGUCCUGCAGCCGGGUGGAAGAUUCCUGUGUCUGGAAUUCAGUCACGUCACCAAUGAGACCCUGCAAUGGUUGUAUGAUCGAUAUUCCUUUCAGAUCAUACCUGUGAUGGGACAAUUGAUUGCCGGACAAUGGAAACCUUAUCAGUAUCUUGUAGAGAGCAUAAGAAGAUUCCCGAAGCAAGAGGAUUUCAAAGAAAUGAUCGAAUCUGCGGGAUUCAGAAACGUGACUUACAGGAAUCUCACUUGUGGUAUGGUGGCUAUCCAUUCGGGAUUUAAAUUGUAAGUAAGGGAUUUCGUUACUGGAACGGGACAGUGAGAACCUCGAGAUAAGGAAGAGCAUCGGCAACAGCGAUACCAAAACACAAAGAAAAUACAUAACGAGAUCUUCAUCUUUAAUUAAUAUCAUUUGCCACGAAGAAGGUGUACGUUAUCUUGCUCAAAUAUACGUUUGUAUUAUAAAAAGAAUAAAUUACGUUAUGUAAAUAUA
This is a messenger RNA of Ooceraea biroi (clonal raider ant), 1418 nucleotides long. It is a transcript of the gene Coq5, whose product is annotated as ubiquinone biosynthesis protein COQ3, mitochondrial. Gene Ontology annotation, biological process: ubiquinone biosynthetic process. NCBI's taxonomy places the organism in Eukaryota, Metazoa, Arthropoda, Insecta, Hymenoptera, Formicidae. Gene Ontology annotation, molecular function: 2-methoxy-6-polyprenyl-1,4-benzoquinol methyltransferase activity. The record is from RefSeq and is a predicted model, not a curated record.